UUUCAAGAUGGAGAAGAGCGUAUUUUAGUUUUAAAAGAUUCAUCUAUACUUGAAAAUGAAGGUAAUAAUUUAUAUGCGAUCCUUUUUUUAUUUUGUAAAAUCGAAAAUGCAAAACUAAAAAAAAUCUUUACAGAGGAUGGAGAUCAAUUGGUUUCAAUACAACUAGAGGAACAGCAAAGACUUAAAAAGAACUUAGAAAACAAAAAGAAAAAACCAGUUUAUACUGGCUAUGACGAUGAAGAAUUUAAUUUUGGGGGUGGCGUAACUAAAAAAAGCAUUUUAGCACAUUACGAUGAAGAAAUAGAGAAAAAUAAACGACCUGGAUUUAUGCUAAAUAAUGAUGGCACGGUUAAAUUGAGUGAAGAUGAUAUACGAAACCAAGUAUCGGAAAAAUUAAAGUCAAAUGCUAUUUCUCUGACUUUUGAUAAAAUGAAAGAGAUUCAGGAUUAUUACACUAAAGAAGAAGCAGAGGUUACUUUCAAGAAGCCUAAAGUCAAAAAGAAGAAAAAAGUCAGACAGAAGGCUAUAACUGAUGAUUCAUUGGUAGAGGAAAACAAAACAAAUGACCCCGAUGCUAUGGAAGUAGAAUCAACUUCAUCCAAUACAACCAUACAAGUUAGAAGACGAGAAAAUCUGGAUGAUGUGAGCUUUGUUGAUGACGAUGAUCUCCAACAAGCUCUAGCUAGAGCGAGAAAAAUGGCUGCAAAAAAAGUAGCAAAAGCUUCUGUAGAAGAAAUUGCAAGAACUUGUGUGCAUCUCUUCAAAUAUUUUAAAACACAGGAAGAAGACGAUGAUGGGCCUGAUAAUGGAUUGGUGAUAUCAGAUACAUCAGAAUUUGUUCGAUCUCUGGCAAUAGCUUCAACAGUAACAAAACUUACAGAAGCUGAAAGUCUAACACCCGAUAAUCGACUUAAUGAUCAACUUGAAGAUGAAAAACCGGAAGAAGCUGAGACUAACGAUGUUGCAAUGGAAGAGGCUGUUGAAGAAGACGAAAAUGGUGGCUGGAAGACAGCUGGUCAAGUUGAAGACCAGGAUAUGGCCAACGUUAAUGAGGAACCAAAACUAGUUGGUGUAGUCGAAGAAGAACCAUUGGUUAGUACCGGAAUGGCAGCGACAUUAGCUCUCUUGCAACAAAAAGAGCGUAUUCAAAAAGAGAGACAAAAAUGGCUUGCUGAACAACGCAGAAGGGAUCUUGAAAGGCAAACUGAAAGGGAACGCGAAAAACAGAGAGCUAAAGAAAAGGGCUACCGUGGAGGAGGGGGUGGACGAGAUAGUGACAGUAGUUAUCGUGAUCGUGAGCAUCUUAGAGAAAUGGAAGCGAGAUUUAAGGAUUAUAAGCCAGAUAUCAAUUUAGAGUAUGUUGAUGAAUUUGGCAAUCAAUUAACACCUAAGGAGAAGCGUCUCAAGAAACUUGAAGAAGAACGUAAGUUAAAAGCGAUGAGCAGCGUUGAUACACCGUUGAACAUGGCAACUGCUUUGCAAGAAAGACAAAAGGCUAGUGGAAGUGCACAUGUGGUUCUGUCUGUUGGUAACAGAGCCAUGGUACCAAACGAUGCAAGAACUUCUAAAUCACUUUCUAGUGCUUCAUCAACCAAUAGUCCUAAUAUCAUUACGGUUAAUGGUGGGCUAACGGGUCAAAGUAUGAAUGCGCCAGAGAGAGAAAAGGUAACAUUCGGAUUAAAACGUAAAGCUGAAGCUGAGACUGAAAAACCAUCAAAAAAAUCCAAAGAUGAAUGA
Racocetra fulgida is the source of this 1737-nucleotide messenger RNA. NCBI's taxonomy places the organism in Eukaryota, Fungi, Glomeromycota, Glomeromycetes, Diversisporales, Gigasporaceae. The record is from the annotation of a GenBank genome assembly.